GCAGACGAAAUCGUUCCGCGACGGCAAUGGCGUGGUCGAGGGGAAGUGUGCAACUCGGUCGUCAAGAAUUUCGGAAAUUCGUGCGAACGUGUGCCUGUCUGUACAAUCAGAGUAUAAAAUAAGAAGCAAACAGAGUUAAACGAAAAGUGUGUAUCGAAUGAGAGGUAUCGCGACGAGCGUCCGAGUUUCGUUUCAGGUCCGCAGACUUGCAACUUUUAGAGACAUGUUGUUUCAUUAUGCCGGUUUUAAUGUCAGUACGUUGUUCUCCAACGACGGGGAUAUUACCUAUACAGUAGAUUCGUUUACCGAGGUACCGUUUCCUGGAAUCACUGACUUUCAAAUAGGUUGGAGUUACUUUCUCGUCUGGAAGGGACAACAAUUGUACAUUUCUAAAAAACCUGAGGACAGUGGUAACGACACAGAUUCGAGUGUCCAACCGAUACGAAUACCAGAAAAGUCAUUAGACAGUUGCAAGCACGCAGCGAUCGGCAAAGAUAAUGUAGUAAUUUUGUCAAAUGACAACGAAAUGUGGCAGUACAAGAUUUACGAGGAUACUUGGAAGAAGGUGAUCAAUUUCAUUGGCAGUGGCGGUGAUUCAGAGAAAGAGUAUGCUGUUAAAAUAAUACAAAGAGGAUGCACCGUGGCCCUUACUAAUUUAGGUCGUGCUUUUAAUGUUCCCACUCUGAUUCAUAUUCCAAAAAGGGUUCGUUUCAUUGAUGUUGCUGGUGGAUUUGACCACACUAUCUUCUUGGCAGAGAAUGGUGACAUCUAUUCAAUGGGAAUGGGAACGCGUGGUCAACUAGGGCACAACGAUUUAGAGGACUGCGACAAUCCAAGGAUCAUUGACGCCUUAGCUGGCAUUAAAGUAACACAAAUUUCGGCCGCGGGUUGGCACACCGCUGUAGUAACUGACCAAGGCGAUUUAUACACGUGGGGAUGGAACGUAAACGGAGAAUUGGGAUUGACAAGCCAAGAGAGCAAAGUGAUUGCUGUACCCACGUUAAUAGAUUUCACGAACGAUCGGAACGAGAGCGUAGAAGUAUCCGUGAAGAAAGUUCAGUGUGGAAAUACGUUCACCAUUUGUAUGACGGAUGAUGGAACGCUAUGGGGUUGCGGAUGUAACAAGUACGGACAGUUGGGGCAAUCCCCGGAAAAGCUUCCCAGCUCGCCAAAAUUUAUUAAGCUCGAUGUUCUUUUAAACUCCGACGACAUUAAAGAUUUCAAGUGUUCCGAGUGGGGCACAGUCCUCGUGACAGACUGACACUGUAAGUUUUUACGACGGUUGGUUUCACAAGGAAGGAAUAAAGAGAUUGUUUCUCAAA
Molecule: messenger RNA, 1322 nt
Organism: Frieseomelitta varia
Lineage: Eukaryota; Metazoa; Arthropoda; Insecta; Hymenoptera; Apidae
Product: E3 ubiquitin-protein ligase HERC2
Exons: 7
Coding region: 158-1261 (367 amino acids)
Source: RefSeq, a predicted model, not a curated record